AUGGAGGACAACGAGGACGCCCCAGUGAUGGCGGGCACCGUACCCCGCCAGAAGGUGACCGCGCGCUGCAAGUCCAUCGACCGGUACGGUGACUCGGACGUCGACCUCACCAGGAAGCGCUCCUUCGCCGACGAGUACUUCAAGCGCGUCGCGCGAGACCUCAAGUCCAUACCGUGCCUGCUGCUCCUAGGUAACAUCUUUGCUUUCGUGUUCCUGAUUAUCUGGUCCAACAUCACGAAGCACCUGUUCGUGACCCAGAAGCCGACGGAGGUCACCACGCCCGCCGAGACGAGUCCACCGCUGAUCCGUUCCAUCCGCGAGAUGCACAUGUGCAACAAACCGCGUUGCGGCGCCGUUGGGCACGCCAUCAACUACGGCGUCGACGUGGACAUUCUACCCUGCAAGGACAUCUUGGAGCACGCGUGUGGCCGUUGGAUCAGGGCCGACGAAGAGAUAUACCAGAAGUGGAUGCUCGGUUCGGCGCGGCUCUACAUCGACGACAUGUACAGCGACCUGAAGCGCUACCUCGAGACGAUGCCCCUCUCGGUGCCGCUGCGAACGCAGCACAAGGUGUCAAUUCUUUAUCGUAGGUGCGUGUCGGAAGGCAAUGCGGACAAUCGCGAUCUUCUCAAACAUAUGAUGGAUAACGUCUACAGCCUCGCAGGCUGGCCAUUCGAAAGCACCUUCAAGCCAUACGAGUCAAUCCUGGCGAAGUUUCUACGCCGCACGAGUGAGCCGGCUCUUCUCUCCAUAGGCACGGCGAGAAUGCUCCGUAUCACGCGCGCCAGCAGCGACAUCGAUGACGAGGGGUCAAACGACAUACUCUUGUCGUUGGACUGUCCGAGGUUCCCUUUCCCAAGGUAUUGGCUCCUGACGCGAAACGAUGCAGACAAAAACGAUUACACGGCGUUGGUAAUGAACUUGAUUAAGUUGUACAAGAACGUAGAUGUCCCUUUAUCACUGGUGAAAAACAUUGUAUCUUUUGAAAUUAACAACGCGUACGUAACGAGAAGAUAUUGUCACAGACGGAAGCUUAGAAGGUACCCUUUGGGCCAAUUGAAGGAGAAGGUGAAGAAGUUCCCCUGGGAUUCUUUCCUACAGGAAGUUGUUGGAAACGAUACCGGCAUUGUCAUCGACGACAACACUAAAGUGCUGCUCAGAUCAUUCGACUAUCUUAAAUACAUGGCCAGUCUCCGCAACCCGCCGAAAGAAGGACGCGCUGUGAAUUACAUUGGUUGGCGCAUAUUUUACUUUUACGGGCCACUCGCCUUUCCCGCUCUCAGAAGUAAGAUCACCGAGUUCCGUUCUCUGAAGCUGAACGAGUCGCAUAUCGAGGAGUGGAAGAAGUGUCUUUUCAUAACGAAUGACGUUAUGCCGAUUGGAAUGGGGCGAGUUUACGUGGAGGCCAUGACGCGCAUGAAGACUCUGUUCGCCGUGCAAGAACUCGUCUCUAAGGUAAUUUUCAGCUUCAAGUACAUGCUCUCGCAAGCCAUGUGGCUUGAUUCUGAGGCCAAGGUCAACGCGUCCAACUACCUGACCAAAUUAAAUACGAUGGUCGGUAUCCCCAAGUGGGUCGCCGACGACAAUACACUCGACCGCUACUAUGAGAGCUUCACCUUCGACAUCACAAAAGACGCCUUCUUCACCAUGUUCGACCUCGCCACUCGGCACACGGCCAAAUAUCGGUUCCUGCCGCUCUUCCAGCAGCUCUCGAACCGGUUUCUCCGCAGUCACUACAGGCUAGGACGUCUAGUUGCGGACAAUCACACAAACAACGAUGACCUGCUCAAGGGAAUCAACAUGCGGCCCCUGCACUCCUUCAUAUUCCCAGGGCACAUUGCGGACCUAUAUUUGCACCGAUAUAACAUGAGACAAGCGCUCGUCUUCGACGUGAACGAAAACGCUCUCCUUCUUCCUGCGGGGCUACUGCAGCCACCCUACUUCGACCCCAACGUCCCACUGGCUAUCAACUACGGAGGCCUUGGGGUGCUUAUACUGCACGACAUGGUGCGCGAGUUCUUUCGCUUCUUCUUCGACGACACCGACGCCCGGUGGCGCAAACGCACUCGGUGCAUCAACAACAAGGUGUUCCGCAAGACGGAGGAGUCAAGUGGCAGUCUGGACGAGAACCAAGAGCAUGAGGUAGUCACCUUCACCAUGAUGACGGUGCGCGCGGCGUACAACGCGUACCACUACGCGCUGGGCACGGACGACGAUGACAUUGUGCCUGGUGGAAGCGUCGAGUCGAAUCCUGAUCAGUUGUUCAUGCUCAGCACCGUGCGCACGCUCUGCUCAAUUGUCAGAGACAGGUAUGAUCAUUUGAGUGUUUAG
This is a messenger RNA of Rhipicephalus microplus (southern cattle tick), 2331 nucleotides long. Its product is annotated as membrane metallo-endopeptidase-like 1. Gene Ontology annotation, biological process: protein processing. Lineage: Eukaryota; Metazoa; Arthropoda; Arachnida; Ixodida; Ixodidae. Gene Ontology annotation, cellular component: plasma membrane. The record is from RefSeq and is a predicted model, not a curated record. Gene Ontology annotation, molecular function: metalloendopeptidase activity.